AUGCUCAAUCUCGCCCGCAAGACUUUGCAGCGUGUGCCCAGCUUCCAGGAUAUUUUGCAAGGCAGAAUGUCCCACCCAGAUAUCUCGGUCGAUGUCUUGGUCAUCGGGGCUGGUCCCACUGGCCUAGGUGCUGCGAAGCGCCUCAAUCAGAUUGAUGGACCAUCUUGGAUGAUCGUGGACGCCAACGAGACCCCUGGCGGCCUGGCCUCUACAGAUAUUACCCCCGAGGGAUUCUUAUACGAUGUUGGGGGGCAUGUAAUCUUCUCCCACUACAAAUACUUCGACGAUUGCAUCCAUGAGGGCCUGCCCAAGGACGACGACUGGGACACCCACCAGCGCAUUUUCUACGUCCGAUGUAAGGGGCUCUGGGUGCCCUACCCUUUCCAGAAUAAUAUUUCCAUGCUGCCUAAGGAGGACCAGGUCAAAUGCUUGGAUGGGAUGAUCGAUGCCGCCCUUGAAGCCCGCGUGUCCAACACAAAGCCCAAGGACUUCGAUGAGUGGAUUCUCCGCAUGAUGGGGAAGAGCAUUUGCGUCCCGCUAACCGCUAUCAGAUGCCAAUGCGCCUGGGCUUGGCGAGCGUGUCGCGGCGCCAAAUCUCAAGGCUGUGACCAGAAACGUCGUCCUGCAAAAGACCGGCCGGAAACUUGGGGUCCCAACGCAACCUUUUCCUUUCCCCCCCGCCGGGGGGCCCCGCGGGAUAAUGGAUUGCAGUCGCAAACACCCUGCCCAAGGAAUAACACUCGAUUCGGCGAGCAUGGCAAGGUCGCCAAGGUUAAUGCUGCCAGUAAGACCGUCGUGCUUGCCGAUGGCACCACUGUCGGCUACCAGAAGCUCGUCUCUACCAUGCAAGUAGACACGCUUGUCGAGCAGAUGGGAGAUAAAGAGUUGGUCGACCUGAGCAAGGGCCUGUUCUACUCUUCCACCCAUGUCAUUGGUGUUGGAAUCCGUGGUAAACGCCCAGAGAGAAUCGGCGAUAAGUGCUGGCUCUACUUCCCCGAAGACAACUGCCCCUUCUACCGCGCCACAAUCUUCUCCAACUACUCCCCCAACAACCAACCAGCCGCCGACAAACGACUCUCCACCCAGCAACUUGCCAACGGCUCCAAACCCCACAACCAAACCCCGCAGCCAGGUCCCUACUGGUCCAUCAUGCUCGAAGUCUCCGAAUCGUCCCUCAAACCCGUCAACACCGCCACCCUCCUCGCAGACUCCAUCCAGGGCCUCGUCAACACCGAGAUGCUCCAGCCCACCGACGAGAUCGUCUCGACCUACCACCGCCGCUUCGACCACGGCUACCCGACCCCGUCCCUCGAGCGCGAGGGCGUCCUCACCCAGCUCCUCCCGCGCCUGCAGGCGCAGGACAUCUGGUCGCGCGGCCGCUUCGGCAGUUGGCGCUACGAGGUGGGCAACCAGGACCACUCGUUCAUGCUUGGCGUGGAGGCCGUGGACAAUAUCGUCAACGGCGCCGUGGAGCUGACGUUGAAUUAUCCGGACUUCGUCAAUGGGCGGCAGAAUGGGGAGCGGAGGCUUGUGGAUGGGGCGCAGUUGUUGGCGAAGAAGAGGGAGAUGAAUUAA
Histoplasma mississippiense is the source of this 1575-nucleotide messenger RNA. RefSeq lists its product as hypothetical. The record is from RefSeq and is a predicted model, not a curated record. Lineage: Eukaryota; Fungi; Ascomycota; Eurotiomycetes; Onygenales; Ajellomycetaceae. The transcript is spliced from 6 exons. The coding region runs from base 1 to 1575 and encodes 524 amino acids.